Staurois parvus is the source of this 297-nucleotide messenger RNA. Lineage: Eukaryota; Metazoa; Chordata; Amphibia; Anura; Ranidae. The record is from the annotation of a GenBank genome assembly.
AUGUCUGUACCAAAAGCGGUAACCCGAGCUACACUCGGGCUUACCAUGCAGCCCUGUAUAGGGAGUCCCUGCAGCACUUACCUUGUCCUUCGCUCCCGCGAUGUGUCCCCUGCAACGUCCCCGGCCAUGUCCUCCGGCCGAUGCCGGCAUCCGCCUCCUGUGUUCCGGCCCCUGUUACGUCGGGACAUACGGGCGGCGGUGGGAAAUUUGAAAAUUUGAAAAAAAUUUCAUUUUUUGCAAAACGAUUUUACAUAUGCUUUGUCCGGCGCCCUGUCUGCAUUUUGAUUGUUCUUUCUG